This is a messenger RNA of Erinaceus europaeus (western European hedgehog), 2100 nucleotides long. RefSeq names its product MIS12 kinetochore complex component (gene MIS12). Bases 250 to 870 code for a protein of 206 amino acids. The transcript has 2 exons. Gene Ontology annotation, cellular component: chromosome, centromeric region; nucleus. The record is from RefSeq and is a predicted model, not a curated record. Gene Ontology annotation, biological process: mitotic sister chromatid segregation; kinetochore assembly; mitotic cell cycle. NCBI's taxonomy places the organism in Eukaryota, Metazoa, Chordata, Mammalia, Eulipotyphla, Erinaceidae.
CCAAUCCCCGCUGGCCACAGCUAGCAUUCCCAUCCGGCCCCUUCUCCCUCACUAAACUUGGUGGCUGGCUUUCAACCGGAUUCCCAGCCAAUCAGGAGCGCCAUAGCAUCCCGCCUUUGCAGUGCCACCAACUCCGCUUAUCUCUGGCAGCUCAGCGCUGGUUUGAAAGUGGCGGGAAGCCGAUGCUUGGUGGCAUUUCUCACGGUCGCCAGUAUUUUUCACAAAAUUAACACAGGAAAAUAAGCCAAGAUGUCUGUUGAUCCAAUGACGUACGAGGCCCAGUUCUUUGGUUUUACACCUCAAACUUGCAUGCUUAGGAUCUACAUUGCAUUUCAAGACUACCUGUUUGAAGUGAUGCAGGCUGUUGAACAGGUUAUGCUGAAGAAGCUGGAUGACAUCCCAGACUGUGCAAUUACCCCGGUCCAAAUCCGUAAAUGCACAGAGAAGUUUCUUUGUUUCAUGAAAGGACGUUUUGAUAACCUUUUCAGCAAAAUGGAGCAACUGUUUCUACAGUUGAUUUUAAGAAUUCCCCCAAACAUCUUGCUUCCGGAAAAUGAAUCUCAGGAAAUGCAUCCUUGCAGUGAGGAAGAAUUCCAGCUUCUCCAAAAAGAAAUUGAACAGUUACAGGAGAAGUAUAAGGCCGAGUUGUGUACUAAACAAGCUCUUCUUGUGGAAUUAGAAGAACAAAAAGUUGCUAAAGCCACACUCAAAAAAACACUGGCUAUGUUUGAUGAACUUGAAAGUGUUGGCAGAGAUCAGGGGGCUAGUGACUUUAGGGAGAGCUUGGUGUUCCUAGUCCAGAACUCCCGGAAACUACAGGAUAUUAAAGAUAAUGUUGAAAAAGAAAGCAAAAAACUGAAGAUAUCUUAAUUUCUAAAUGGUGAAAGGAACUUACCGGAAAGUAGCAUGGUAGGACGGGGAAAAUAGCAUAAUGAUUAUACAGAAAGACUCUCAUAACUGAAGAUUCAAUCCCAAAUUCAAUCCCCCACCAUAAGCCAGGGCUGAGCAGUGCUCUGGGAAAAAAAAAAAAAAAAAAAGAUAAAGAAUUUAUUUCAAUUAUGACUCUUAUUCCAGUGAACUUUAUGACAUAUUGGAUUUUUCAUAUUUACUUUUACUCUGCAUCUUCCUCUUUCUUUGUUCCAAUUCUGAAGUAACUAUGUACUAUCGUCAGCCAAUCUUAGGAGCAUCUAUCCCAGAUACUUCUAAUAAGUAGGAAGGGAUACUUGACUCAAUAAUGACUAACUUAGGUUGGGGAGCAUGGUUAAAGAAGUAAAACUAUCUGGUCACUCAGACACUCAGAUAAAUUUAUAAAGUUAUAUUUUGGUCAUGAAUCUUAAUUCUUUUGACUUUGAUCCCCUUCACUUUUUCUUUGGAUGAGACUAAAUGAGAAAAGGUUAAAAUGAUAGCUUCUUAAUUAGCCACCAGAUUAUGGGACAGCUACUUGUUCUUGACCACUGACUUAAACAAGAAGUUGAUAACUAGUUGAAAGAAGUGCUUAGCCAGAAAACACAACUGUAACCUUUAGUAAAGAACAAAAAAGUUACCUUUAGUUCUAAAGUACCCCUUUCCAUUUCCAAUGCUUUGGUAAUAUUAAGCAAUUUACUGUAUUAGAGCCGAACAGAAGAUGGACAAAAAAUGAGAUACCUUGUUGGAAUAGAAAAAGAAGCUUGGGACAUAUCUGAUAGCUAAGUUUAUAUUAUCCACUAGGCAUUUAUGCCAACUAGUUUUCUUACUUGAGUUUUGCAAUCUGCCUUGUGCCUAAUAUUUGGUUUCUUAUUUAUUCAUGCUCAUAAACUCCAAAUAUUUAGGCCCCUUGGUGGGAGAUUUUAGCGAUGUCAUGUGCUUAAAUUCAAUGGAAUCUAGUUCUUUCAUAAUUAAUUUUCAAAGUGUUACAUCACAGAAGAAAAGGGGAGAAAUAGCAAUACUUGUUUAUUGUCUUCCUGAAGAACAAGAUUUGGAGUUUCUUUAUGUAGAAGAGAAACUUAGGGUAUUAGUAUUUGCUAUCAGAUAUCCACAGAAAUAAGUGUGUGCUUACCUGGAAUGUUUACUAUCAGAGUUCUUUUUUCUAAUCCCUCUAUAUUAAAUACAUCUAUUUUAAGA